Molecule: messenger RNA, 1602 nt
Organism: Glarea lozoyensis ATCC 20868
Lineage: Eukaryota; Fungi; Ascomycota; Leotiomycetes; Helotiales; Helotiaceae
Product: ALDH-like protein
Exons: 4
Coding region: 1-1602 (533 amino acids)
Biological process (GO): GABA catabolic process
Molecular function (GO): succinate-semialdehyde dehydrogenase (NAD+) activity
Source: RefSeq, a predicted model, not a curated record
AUGGCCAUUCUAUUAAGAACAGCAGCUCCAGUCUCGCGAGCAGCUCUUCGAAGACGAUUCCAAACAUUUACCAUUCCUCAAAUACAAUCUCGACCUGCCUCCACAAUGCCUCACAGUGUGCCAAAGCUCAACGAUCCGUCUUUGUUUAAGACAGACGUUGCAUACGUAAAUGGAGAAUGGGUGAAGGCAAAGUCAGGAAAGACUUUUGAGGUCUUUGAUCCAUCAUCCGGAAAACUUAUUGGAACGGCUCCCGAAAUGGAUGCUGAAGAUACCAAGAAAGCUAUAGACGCGGCCGCUGCCGCAUUCCCCUCCUUCCGAACGACUACCGGCCGCGAACGAUCAAAGAUGUUAAGAAAGUGGUACGACCUGAUGGUGGAAAACUCAGAGGAUAUUGCUAGACUCAUAACAUGGGAGAAUGGAAAGCCAUUGGCAGAUGCAAAGGGAGAGGCAACAUAUGCUGCGAAUUUCUUCGAGUGGUUCAGCGAAGAAGCCCCAAGAAUAUAUGGCGAUACGAUUCCGGCUUCAAUCCCUGGCAACAGGAUUGUCACCAUCAAAGAGCCAGUUGGAGUUUGUGGGCUGAUUACACCAUGGAACUUCCCGGCUGCUAUGAUUACUCGCAAAAUUGGACCUGCCCUUGCAGCUGGCUGUACAGUGGUAGCCAAAUCUCCAGGAGAGACUCCUUUCACAUCGCUCGCCCUUGCUGAGCUUGCUCAUCGUGCCGGAAUCCCAAAGGGUGUUGUUAAUAUAGUUAGCGCGUUAAAAAAUACCCUGGAUGUUGGCGAGGUUCUCACCACCUCACCUAUUGUCAAAAAAGUGUCGUUCACAGGAUCCACUGGUGUCGGAAAGCUUCUGAUGAAACAGUCAUCGUCUACAUUAAAGAAGCUGUCUUUCGAGCUAGGUGGAAAUGCCCCAUUUAUCGUAUUCGAUGACGCAGAUCUGGAUACUGCUGUUGCUGGUGCAAUUACGAGUAAAUUCCGAUCCUCUGGACAGACGUGCGUCUGUGCCAAUCGACUACUGAUUCAAUCCGGAAUUUACGAUUCUUUUGCCGAGAAAUUUGCUGCCAAAGUGGCAGAGUUUAAGGUGGGAGGAGGCUACGAAGAAGGUAUCACUCACGGCCCCCUCAUCCAUGAUCGAGCGAUAAGCAAAGUCGACGCACACGUCCGGGAUGCCGAGAAGAAGGGUGGAAAGGUAAUCCAGGGUGGUCAGAAGAUGCCAGAACUCGGAGAGAACUUCUUCCAGCCUACCGUUAUCACUGGUAUGACCACGGACAUGGCGCUUUCAAGUGAAGAAACGUUCGGCCCAGUCGCUGGACUCUUCAAGUUCGACACCGAAGAUGAAGUUGUAAAGAUUGCGAAUAAUACCGAGGUUGGUCUUGCUGGCUACUUCUUCUCCCGAGAUAUCCAACGCAUUUACCGUGUUGCGGAAGCUUUGGAAGUAGGGAUGGUGGGUGUGAAUACUGGGUUGAUCAGUGAUGCCGGCGCUCCAUUUGGGGGUGUGAAAGAGAGUGGGUUUGGGAGAGAGGGUAGUAAAUAUGGUGUUGGUGAGUACCAGACCAUUAAGAUGAUUACGUAUGGUGGGAUGGGACAGCCAUUACAGAAAUAG